CAUUACCGUCUGUCUAUGGCUUACACACUUCUUCUUGUCAUCUUUACGGUACGGUAACGGAGCUGCCUUCAUUCACGUCAUACUGAGUUCAAACCAGCGGAGAAAUGGACGACCAAGACGAAGAUCUCGGUGCGUUUGACCCAAACAUCCCAGAGGAGGGACCUUCAGCGCCCCCUCCUGGCUGGCUGGAUGAUGUACAUGGAUACCAGGUCCCCAAAGGAGAGGGUGACAACCCGCUGUAUCCACCCCCCCCUGACUAUAACCCGCAGCCCGAACUCAACAAGAACACUUUGGUUCCCAUUGUCAGGGUCCCCACUGUGUCGGAGGAUGUGGCCAGAGAUGCCUUGCUCAAGUUUGUGGAAUCCAAAUGGAGAUACAGCUCCAAACCUGCCAGGAACCUCACCUUCAAAGAGCUCCAGCCCGUCACUGUGUACAGGUAUCGCCUGGAGACCUACACUGAGACCAGAACCAGCGCCUGGCAGUUUGAAUCCUACAACGGACAGGUGGUGGACGGUCCUCAGUUUGGGAUGAGCCCUCCACCGUGGGACAUUCCUGUCCCGCCGCCUGCGAGAUACACCGACAAGGUGGAGAAGGUCCGCGUGCCGCACUCAUCCUUCGUGAAGCCGUGUCACAAGUGCAACGGCUGUGGAAGAACUCGCUGUGGUAACUGCCAUGGAAGAGGCCAGAAGCGUUGUACAUUCUGCCACGGUCACGGCCGUUCCAGGGACAAGCGCUGCACCUCGUGUCAUGGCCGUGGGCGCAGGAGAAGCGUUGCUUUGGCUGCAAUGGCACAGGGUUCAGAAGGCGUCCCGGGAAUCACAAGUCGUCCGGGAAGACGCGUUGUUCUGCUUGUAGCGGGAGAGGCCGUAAGAGGGGAUCAACUGGGUCGAGAUCUGCAUCUGCAUCAUCAGUCACGGCCAUGUGACUCAUAUAGAAGGUGUUCCUCCUGUCAUGGCCAAGGCUACAACACCUGCUCCGUGUGUCACGGCAGCCAACGCCUGCUGCAUUUCAUCCAACUCACUGUGACGUGGAAGAACGACAUAACUGAAUUCAUUCCCGACCGCCAGCCUGACUUCCCUGACAAGAAGUUUGAGAAAGUGACGGGAGAUCCGUUCUUCGUCGAUGAGAGCAUGCUGGUUUAUCCUAUCCAGGGUUUCCCAGAUCAGGAGAUCUGCGAUGUUUCCACAAGAAUGAUCAACGAACACCUCAAUCGCUUCAGUUCCACCAGCCGCAUCCUGCAGCAGCGUCAGACCAUCGAGAUGGUGCCCCUGACUCACGCUUACUACACGUACAACGGAAAAGACUACAGCUUCUUUGUCUAUGGCGUGGAGAACAGAGUCUUUGCUGCCAAAUAUCCCACUGCGUGUACUAUUUUAUAAGUACCGUGUCUAGUCCUGACAAUACAUGUUCAUGUGUAGUAUGGGUCAUAUCGUGGGAAAAGGGAGGGGGGGGGGAGCAGAAUCAUCCAUUUAAUGUACCACUGUGUAUUCACCAAAAUUCUAUUGAAGCGAUAUGAAGUGUA
Messenger RNA from Perca fluviatilis (European perch), 1522 nucleotides. RefSeq names its product protein SSUH2 homolog. The record is from RefSeq and is a predicted model, not a curated record. The coding region runs from base 105 to 1379 and encodes 424 amino acids. NCBI's taxonomy places the organism in Eukaryota, Metazoa, Chordata, Actinopteri, Perciformes, Percidae. The transcript has 14 exons. Gene Ontology annotation, molecular function: heat shock protein binding.